UGGCCAGAGAUUAGUAUAUAAUAGACUGAAGUAAAGGCUUUCCUAGACGCUCCAAGUUACCGAUAUAGAUCUAGAUUUCAAAGUUUGAAUAUAAAAAACAGAGUGACUGUAUUUUUGUUUAAGAAAUUUGUACCUUGGCUAGCUGUAGAAAAUGACUCGUAAACAUCUGAUAGCAGUUGAUGGAAGUGAUGAAGCCCUGAAGGCUUUCAACUGGUUUCUGGAUAAUAUGUACAGAAGUGGUGACACUGUCAUUCUCGUCCAUGUAGCUGAAUACAAUAUUGAUAUUGGUUUACCUGGACGCAAUGUUGAUGUAAAUGCCAUUUGUGCCGCUGUUAAAAAGAGGAAUGAUGAAAUUGGCAAUCUGACAGAUGGUUUCAUGAACGUACUAAGAGGAAAACAUAUUACAUCAAAGCUUUUGACAUUGCAAGGUGAUAAGCCAGGGGAGGUAAUCACAAAGGCAGCCAGGGAUGAAUUAGCUGAUUCCGUUGUCAUGGGUACACGUGGACUGGGCACAAUUCGACGCACCCUGCUAGGUAGUGUCAGUGAGUACGUGGUUCACCAUGCUCACUGUCCAGUCACCAUUGUACGUGCUGACCAGUAAACUCACCUGCCUACUUAUGUCAUUCAUGUUUCUUAUAGCCACUGUUACUUCGAUCUUCCACUGAAAUGUUUUAAAAACUUUUUGUUUGUUUUAUUGCGCAAGAGUGUUGGUGGUAAAGUUUAAUAGACUUUUGCUUGACUUGGAAAAUAGAUAUUUCUAUAUCAGUUUGUUAAAUUUUUCUGUGACUGUGUCAGCUCAAACACUGACUAUACUCAGACACAUUGUUGUGUUGGCUUGGUAUUAGUUUCAGUAUAUUUUUAUUACGUCUUUAAAUGUUAUCUGCAUUUAUUCUUGCAUUUCUUUUUUACAUUUAAUUUUAUUUACAAUCUUGUACUUUAUUGCAUUUUCAAAUGGUUUUCAUAUAUCCGAGGACGAUAGUAUUUUGUUUUAUUAAAUUGUCAUUGAUCAUUUAGCUAGCUUUGAUAUACCAGUUAGGUAAUAAGUCUCUUGUUUACAAUAAUUUCUCAUUAAGCAUUUAUCAUUUUAUGAAUAAGUUUGUUUAAAUUUUAACAUGAGUAUGUAUCAAACUAUUGUUGUGAUGUUGUUUUGGAUUGAGAAUUAGUUAUUAUAAACCACAAACUAAAAUCUAGGCAUUGGAUAGCCAUAUUAAGACAAUUUUUAAACUAGUAACACAUAAGUAGUCCAUUUGAUUGUACAUUUUUACUACUUAAAACUAUAUUUGUAUAUUUAAUCAGAAUUGUGUUUGUAUUUAGCAGUUCACAUUUUUACAGCAGAUGGCAUUUAUUAAGUCCAGUUGUAUGGUGCUUUUGUUAACAGAAUUUCCUUCAAAUUGUAAACUGUCUUCAGCUUUUUGUGCAGUCAUCUUCUGGUAAAGUCUUCUAUGACUUGAUUAAGUGCAGUUGGUGCCAGCCCUAGUCUGUAUAGAUCCACCCCUAGCAGCACAUUUUUACACUAUUUUUAUAUUUUUAUAAAAAGAGAAUUAUUAUAACUAUCUGUGAAUCUUACUACCACAUAUCAUGUUUUAUUUAAAGAACUGUAGAUUUCUUGUACAUAAGCAAAACAUUCCAUUUUGAUUUAAUUCUCCAAGUGUGAUCUAGCGAGGUGUUCAGUUUUCUGUAGGUUACCAUGAUUUUUGUCCUACACACGUUUAGCAUGUUUACAGUAGUUUUGUUUAGUCUAAUCAAAUGUACUUAGGACUUGCCAUACCACUCAAACUAUUCUAUGUAUAAGAGGGCCAGUGUGAUAUGUUGACUGUUGCUAAAACCAGGUACAAAUUGUUUAGUUGAUCGCACUGUGAUUUCUUCCUCCACAACUUUUUGAUAAAUAAAUCUAUUAACAUGUA
This is a messenger RNA of Physella acuta, 1904 nucleotides long. RefSeq names its product universal stress protein in QAH/OAS sulfhydrylase 3'region. Lineage: Eukaryota; Metazoa; Mollusca; Gastropoda; Physidae. The record is from RefSeq and is a predicted model, not a curated record.